Molecule: messenger RNA, 1483 nt
Organism: Solanum tuberosum (potato)
Lineage: Eukaryota; Viridiplantae; Streptophyta; Magnoliopsida; Solanales; Solanaceae
Product: dehydration-responsive element-binding protein 2A-like
Exons: 3
Coding region: 65-1429 (454 amino acids)
Biological process (GO): positive regulation of DNA-templated transcription; response to stress
Cellular component (GO): nucleus
Molecular function (GO): DNA-binding transcription factor activity; transcription cis-regulatory region binding
Source: RefSeq, a predicted model, not a curated record
ACAAAACUUCCAUUUAUUUAUUUAUUAUAUAUAUAUAAAUUAUAAAUUAUAUAUACCUUUUGAUAUGUCUUCUCACAUUCCACAAAGGAAACUGAAAAGAAGGCGUAAUGGAUCUGAUUCCAUAGAUGAGAUUUUAUUAAGAUGGAGAAAUUUUAAUAAGGAGGUUAAUUCAAACAAUGAACAAGUGAAGAAGAAGAAGAAGAGAAAAUCUCCGGGUAAUGGAUCAAACAAAGGUUGUAUGCCAGGCAAAGGCGGUCCUGAGAAUUCUGGUUGUAAAUACAGAGGAGUUAGGCAGAGGACUUGGGGUAAAUGGGUGGCUGAAAUUCGCGAACCUAGGCUUUGGCUCGGUACUUACUCGACUUCUGGUGACGCUGCUAUUGCUUAUGAUGAAGCUGCUAAGGUUAUGUAUGGAUCCAAUGCCAUACUUAAUUUCCCCAAUUGUUGUGACAGGUCGAGUAAUACUCGAACAUCUUCACUUGAAUCGAGUGUUCAAUCGUCUAUUGAUCAUGAAGAUUUAGGUGUUGAUGAUGCGAAGAAUAUUGAAAUUGAGUCUGAUUUGAAAACAUCCGAUACACCAGAUGAUGAUGAUGAUGAUGGUAAUGGUGUUGUAAGUACAGAUUUAUGUUAUGAUUAUGCUAAUCAUGGUUCACCUGCUCGUUGCUUGACUGAUGAGGAAUUAGAACUUAUCCCGGAGAAGAACUCAUUAAUUGAUUUGGAGUGCAAUUCAAGAUAUUUUCCUAAAUCUCAAAAAUCUUGUGUUAAAGUUGAGAUACCUGUAAUAGAAGAAGAAAUUGACAAGGAUGAAUUUGUACAUAACGAUGUCUCAAACACAAUAGACGUGGAGCCAACCGUCAUGUGUAGCAAAGAUGACUUCUCGAGGCCUGAUGAAAAUUGUAACUCCAAUGAUCAAAUUGUGCUACAGGACAUGGAUUACUCGAUGAAUAUAUUGCAAGAACAACCAUUGGAUUUCAGAUCUUCUGAAAACCUGAAUGAAGAUGUGAGUACGAGUCUCGAAUACAUGGACCAUUUUCUAAUGAAUGAUAAUUGCUCAAUGGAAGCAACAAAUAUAUCAGACAUAUUUUCUUUGAAAGAGAACCAUGAUGAAGGUUUCGAUUUUCAGAGGUUUUUAGAAGAAUCAUUUGAUUUCAAACCAAUGAUUGUACCUCAAGAGUCUUCUGAGCUAAACUAUGCAAAGAAUGAGGAGCAAUUUGAUUGUACAUAUGCAUACAACCAGCAAAUUGAGCUGCAGAACUCAGAGACAAAUUCCGAGAUUCGAUCAGAUGGAAUUCAGAAGGAGCAAAACUUGGGUGCUUUCGGAUUAGAUGACUUUGGAGCAAGCAAUAAUUGGCAACCAGAGGAUAAUAUCGAAGAUUUGUCUAUAUUCAGCUUUGAUUUUGAUGUAUCAUCAUAUAUAAAUGAUAUUAAUUAGGAUAAUAUAAUGUUUAAAUUCAUUAUCCUUCUGAUACUUUUGUAAUUGUAGUCU